AUGUCUCAAUUUGCUAUCGGUACAAACAAGUCAUAUGGGAAUAACCCAACUGGACCGAGUCUUAAGCCUCGGAACGCCCGCAUACUGAUUCCUUUGAUGGCAACGAUUGGUCUUGGUUUCGGAGUAUACAAUUAUUACAUCGAGGCUAAGUCGCGGCAGCAAAUGUCUCUGUUGGAGGAAGAACAACGUCUGGCACGAAACCUGCAAUUGAUGGAUGCAUACGGCGACAAAAACAGUCUUCAUGAUGUUCAGCAAGCCCUCGACACUUACAACGUUCGUUGA
Molecule: messenger RNA, 282 nt
Organism: Penicillium bovifimosum
Lineage: Eukaryota; Fungi; Ascomycota; Eurotiomycetes; Eurotiales; Aspergillaceae
Exons: 3
Coding region: 1-282 (93 amino acids)
Source: RefSeq, a predicted model, not a curated record